AAACUCCCUCACGACGCCAGGACAGCGGAGUCAAUCACCACCUUCCGGAGACAUCUGAAACCCCACCUCUUCAAGGAAUACCUAGGAUAGGGUUGGAGAGCAUGGAGCUCUGUUGGUGCUAAGAGUGUCCUUGUAAAGUUGUUGGCAGCCCCCGUCAAAUCCUUCUCACAUAAACAUGAUCCAAGGGACGUGGAGGACAGCAGCGGUUAUAGCUGAAGACGAUGUGAUCUCGCUGCCCAAUGACAUCCCCCUGUUCUCUGCAGCCACACUGGGUGUUAACCCCUGCACUGCCUUUAGGAUGCUCUCUGACUUUGAGGAGCUGAAACCAGGUGACACAGUGAUCCAGAAUGCAGCCAACAGAUGUGUGGAUCAGGCUGUCAUAGAGAUUGCUGCUGCAAGGGAGAUCCAAACCAUCAACGUGGUCAGAGACAGGCCAGACCUCACACAGCUUACUGACAGGCUGAAGGCCAUGGGCGCCAGUCACGUGAUCAAAGAGGAGACCCUGAGGCGGAAUUUAUAUCUUUUUCAGAGUGGAGGGUCGGUGGUGAUGUAUGGAGGGAUGGCCAAGCAGCCAAUCACUGUUCCUGUGAGCGCCCUGAUCUUCAAAAAUGUGCAAGGGUUCUGGGUCACCCAAUGGAAGAUAACCCACUCUCGGGAUGAGGGGUUCUUACAGGGACUGCUGGAUGAGGUCUGCUUCCUGAUCCGCCAGGGAAAACUGACCGCAUCUGCCUGUUCCGAGGUAGGCCUCCAAGACUUCCGGCAAGCACUGGACACUGCCAUGCAGCCGUUCACCUCAGCCAAACAGGUCCUGAUCGUGUGACCCCUCUUUUGACCAGCCCCAGCUGUUCUCAGGGUCAUGUUCAUUAGGCACCAAACAGAAGAAAAUGGACUGAAACAGGAAGGGACUACCUGGUCUAAUAAGAAACAGUCUUUUGCACUGGGUGCCCAAAUGAAUACGACCCUGCAUACAAAACGAAGUCCCGGCACAUUCAACGGUUGCAGCCCCAAGGCUGCUGCUUCACCAUUGUCGGAAAAACAUUGCUCAAGCACACAUAUUUUCCGUAGAGGAUCAAAAUCCACUAUACAGCUCCAAAAUGACUGGCACCCCCGACUGGCAAUGCACAAACAAUACUAUAAACAAUAUAAUUAUAGAGAGAAACUCAAAAUACCAACAUGUGAGAAAUACUGUACUUUAUUAAUGUUUCAAUGGAACCAACCAAAAUCAUACAAUUAUUUAAAACAAAAUAAAUUGAACCAAAAUCAAGGUUUCAUAAUUAUUGGCACUCCUCAUUUAGUACUUAGUGCAGCCACCUCUGGCAAGGAUAACAGCAUGGAGUCUUUUCCUGUAAUGUUUGACAAGGUUAAGGAACACAUUUGGAGGGAUUUUGGACCAUUCCUCUAUGCAGAUCCUUUCAAGAUCCUUCACAUUCUUGGGUUUGUGCUUAUCAACUGCCCUCUUCCACUCAGCCCACAGGUUUUCAUUUGGAUUGAGAUCCGGCGACUGAGAUGGCCAUGGCAGAACAUCGAUUUUGUUGUCACAGAACCCUUUCUGUGUGAAUCUUAAGGUAUGUUUCGGGCCAUUGUCUUGUUGGAAAGUCCACCUACGGCCAAGUCCCAGCCUUCUGGCAGAGGCAACCAGAUCGUCAGCCAAAAUGAGCUGAUACUUGGUGGAAUUCAUUAUGCCAUCAAUCUUAACCAGUGCCCCUGGACCUCUGGAAUUAAAACAGCCCUAAAACAUCACUAAUCCACCACCAUAUUUCACCGUGGGUAUGAGGUGCCUCUCCUUGUAUGCAUCUCUGUUUCGACGCCAAACAUGCCGAUGCUGUAUCUGACCAAACCUUUUGAUUUUGGUCUCAUCUGACCAGAGCACCUUCUUCCAGUCAUAAUUUAAAUUAUGUUUGGCAAACUCCAAGCACUUGUGUCUGUGUCUUGUGGUCAGAAAGGGCUUUCUUCUGGCAACCCUUCCAAAGAGCCUGUGGUUGUGGAGGAGCCGUCUGAUGGUGAUUUUUGAAACCUGGUGACCACAAGACGCCACUAAGGCCUGCAAUUCUUUCACAGUGAUUCUUGGGGAUUUUGUUGCUUCUCUCACCAUCCUCCUCCCUAUCCUGGGGGGCAAAAUGCAUUUGCGUUUUGAGGUUUUCAACUAUUCCAUAUCUUUUGCAUUUUUUAAUAAUUGCCCUGACAGUGCUCAGUGGUAUAUUCAAUCGUUUGUGGAUCUUCUUGUAAACAUUACCAGAUUUAUGAAGGUCUACGACCAUCUGUCUCUUUUGAACUGCCAGUUAUUUUGUUUUCUUCAUGGUGUUGGAUGACAGUGGGAUAUUGCAUGUGUGUUACCUCAUUUUUAUACCCUAGUGAAACAUGAAGUGAUGGAUAUGCUCUAUAUAGUUCCUUAAGGCUUAGAUCAACUUAAAUAAGUGGUAUUUAAUUUGUGGUUUAUUUUUGGUAGAUGUUAAUUACAAUAAUCUUUAAGGGUGCCAUUAAUUGUGAAACCUUGAUUUGGAGGACAUUGAUUUUUAAUUAAAUCAAUAAAUUAUUUUGGUUGUUUCCAUUGAAACAUGAAUAAAGUAUCAUAUUUCUCACAUGUUGGUAUUUUGAGUUUAUCUCUACAAUUAUAUUGUUUAUAUUUGUUUAAGCGUUAUUUGUGCAUUGCCAGUCAGUGGUGCCAGUAAUUUUGGAGCCCACUGUAUAUGUUAUUAGCACCACUUUAAGUAAUCUUUCCUGACAACAGUUCAUGGAAAAAAUUUCAGAAUGGUCAUGGAUUCCUUGACAACAUUAUGUAUUGUCUACAUGUUUAUUUCUCCUGCAUGGUAACAUUGUUAUAUCCUGGUCCCAGAUUGGUUUGUGCUAUCUUGGCAACUCCUAUGGUUAUUGCUAUGCAAGACAGCACAAAUAGAUCUGGGACCAGGCUAACGUGGUUAUGCAACAGAUGGUGUUCUGGUAAAACACUAAUACACAUUUGGGAAAGAUUAAGCUAUUUUAUAGAGUUCCCAAUACUUGUUGUAUGGACACGAGCAAAUAUUAUCAUGACGCGUAUUAGACAUGUUUAUUACUUUAAAAACAAUACUGCAGGGUCCUACUAGAGCUGUUACACUGACCAUGUUACCACCACCGGCAGUCACGAGUCAUGACUGCAGUCAAGUUCCACGUGAACAAAUUCCAGACGAUUCCGCAGGUGAAGAAGCCGGAAGUGGAGGUCCUGGGCUGACGUGGUUACGAGUGGUCUGCGGUCGGCCGGUUGGACCUACUGCCAAAUUCUCUUAAAUGAUAUUGGAGGUGGCUUAUUGUAGAGACAUUAACGUGACUUUUUCAGACAAUAGCUCCAGUGGACAUUCCUGCAGUCACAGCAUGCCAAUUGCACACUCCCUCAACACUUGAGACAUCUUUGGCAUUGUGUUGUGUGACAACUGCACAUUUUAGAGUGGCCUUACAUUGUCCCCAGCACAAGGUGUACCUGUGUAAUGAUCCUGCUGUUUAAUCAGCUUCUUGAUAUGCCACAUCUGUCAGGUGGAUGGAUUAUCUUGGCACAUGGAACAUUUCUGGGAUCUUUCAUUUCAGCAAAUUAAUCAUGGGACUAACACUUCACACAUUGUGUUUUAUAUUUUUGUUCGGUGUAAAUCAAAAGUAAUUUAACACAUUAUUUAGUAUGUGUAAAGACAACAUUAAAUGAAGAAUAAUCUGAUGGGUGACAAUAUUAGCUUAUCACUUGUGCAUUAUGUAUUAUCAAUUGUGAAUGAUGCCCAGAAUGUGCAGUAAGGCAAGAAACAGCACAUGCCUUUUUUUUGCAACUUUUUUUCAAAUAAUAGUUGCACGCCUCAUGUAGCCUAGCCCAUAGGCCUAUGUGUUUUUACAAGGUUUGUAUCACAACUAAAGUGGCCAAAUAACUUCUUAAUAUUAAGCACCUUAAUUUGCUUUACAACCGGUGUAGUUGUAAAGCUGGCAUACAUACGUAGAUGGCGUGUGAGUUUCAAGUUUGUGGAAGAUCAUUUUCACCAUUAAAGCAUUACACACAAUCGCAUUGAUUGACUGCAUUUAGGAACAUUUGCGCUUAUAGCCUACUGCCAUGUGUGCAUUGCUGCGCUUAUAAUGUGAAGAAAUAGCCUAAUAGUUUAUCAACAUUUUAAGCUAAGCGUUCUAACCUGUUGCAUAAGCCUCAUUGCUUUUAAACGUUUUUUUGAUGUGAGGGGUUGUAUGAAUUUGGGCUCUAUUGCAUCCUACGACUGUCCCAGAGUAGGCUAAGUUUGGAACAUUUAUUUAUUGAGCAGAAGGACAAGUUGACCAAUAGAAUAGGUCCGGGCUCUGGCUGGGCCACUCAAGGACAUUCAAAGACUUGUCCCGAAGCCCCUCUUGUGUUGUCUUGGCUGUGUGCUUAGAGUUGUGGUCCUGUUGAAAGGUUAACCUUCGCGCCAGUUUGAGAUCCUGAGUGCUCUGGAGUAGGUUUUCAUCAAGGAUCUCUCUGUACUUUGCUCUGUUCAUUUUUCCCUUGAUCAUGACUAGUCUCCCAGUCCCUGACGCUGAAAACAUCCCCACAGCAUGAUGUUGCCACCACCAUGCUUCAUCGUAGGGAUGGUGGCAGGUUUCCUCCAGACGUGUCACUUGGCAUUUAGGCCAAAGAGUUCAAUCUUGGUUUCAUCAGACCAGAGAAUCUUGUUUCUUAUGGUCUGAGAGUCUUUAGGUGCCUUUUACUGAGGAGUUGCUUCCGUCUGGCCACUACCAUAAAGGUCUGAACGGUGGAGUGCUGCAGAGAUGGGAGAACCUUCCAGAAGGACAACCAUCUCCACAGAGGAACUCUUGAGCUCUGUCAGAGUUACCAUUGGGUUCUUGGUCACCUCCCUGACAAAGGCCCUUCUCCUCCGAUUGCUCAGUUUGGCCGGGUGGCCAGCAUUAAGAAUAGUCUUGGUGGUUCCAAACUUCUUACAUUUAUGAAUGAUGGAUGCCACUGGGUUUUUGGGGACCUUCAAUGCUGCAGACAUUUUUUGAUAUCCUUCCCCAGAUCUGUGCCUCGACACAAUCCUGUCUCUAAGCUCUAUGGACAAUUCCAUCAACCUCGUGGCUUUGUCUUUGCUCUGAUAUGCACUGUCAACUGUGGGACUUUUAUAUAGACAGGUGUGUGCCUUUCCAAAUCAUGUCAAGUCAAUUGAAUUUACCACAGGUUGACUCCAAUCAUGUUGUAGAAACAUAUUAAGGAUGAUCAAUGGAAACAGGAUGCAUAUGAGCUCAAUUUUGGGGUCUGAAUACUUACAGUACCAGUCAAAAGUUUGGACACAUCUACUCAUGCAAGGGUUUUUCUUUAUUUUUACUAUUGGAGGCCAAAUAGCACAUAUGGAAUCAUGUCGUAACCAAAAAAAGUGUUCCAUUUGAGAAUCUUCAAAGUAGCCACCCUUUGCCUUGAGGAAAGCUUCGCACACUAUUGGCAUUCUCUCAACCAGCUUCACCUGGAAUGGUUUUCAACAGUCUUGAAGGAGAUCCCACAUAUGCUGAGCACUUGUUGGCUGCUUUUCCUUCACUCUGUGGUCCAACUCAUCCCAAGCCAUCUCAAUUGGGUUGAGGUCGGGUGAUUGUGGAGGCCAGGUCAUCUGAAGCCGUACUCCAUCACUCUCCUUCUUGGUCAAAUAGCCCUUACACAGCCUGGAUGUGAGUUGGGCCAUUGUCCUGUUUAAAAACAAAUUAUAGUCCCUCUUAGCGCAAACCAGAUGGGAUGGCGUAUCACUGCAGAAUGCUGUGGUAGCCAUGCUGGUUAAGUGUAAAUAAAUCAGUGUCACCAGCAAAGCACCAUCACACCACCACCUCCAUGCUUCGCGGUGGGAACCAUACCUGUGGAUAUAAUCUGUUCACCUACUCUACGUCUCAAAGACACGGCAGUUGGAACCAAAAAUCUCAAAUUUGGACUCAUCAGAACAAAGGACAGAUUUCCACCGGUCUAAUGUUCAUUGCUUGUGCUUCUUGGCCCAAGCAAGUCUCUUUUUAUUAGUGUCCUUUUGUAAUGGUUUCUUAGCAGCAAUUCGACCAUGAAGGCCUGGUUCACACAGUCUCCUCUGAACAGUUGAUGUUGAGUUUACUUGAAGUAAACUUGAAUUCUGUAAAGCAUUUAUUUGGGCUGCAAUUUCUGAGGCUGGUAACUAAUGAACUUAUCCUCUGCAGCAGAGAUAACUCUGGGUCUUCCUUUCCUGUGGUGGUCCUCAUGAGAGCUAGUUUCAUCAUAGCUCUUGUUUGUUUUUGCAACUGCACUUGAAGAAACGUUCAAAUUUUCCAGAUUGACUGACCUUCACAUCUUCAAAUAAUGAUGUACUGUCAUUUCUCUUUGCUUAUUUGAGCUGUUCUUGCCAUAAUAUGGAUUUGGUCUUUUACCAAAUAGGGAUAUCUUCUGUAUACCACCCCUACCUUGUCAUAACACAAUUGAUUGGCUCAAACGCAUUAAGAAGGAAAGAAAUUCCACCAAUUAACUUUUAACAAGGCACACCUAUUAAUUGAAAUGCAUUCCAGGUGACUACCUCAUGAAGCUGGUUGAGAGAAUGCAAAGCUGUCAUCAAGACAAAGGGUGGCUACUUCGAAGAAUCUAAUAUAAAAUAUAUUUGGGUUACUACAUGAUAAAGAAAAUGAUAAAGAAAAACCCUUGAAUGCGUAGAUGUGUCCAAACUUUUGACUGGUACUGUAUGUACAUAAGGUAUAUAUUAUUUUUGCAAAAAUGUCUAAACCUGUUUUCUCUUUGUCAUUAUGGGGUAUUGUGUGCAGAUUGUGCAUUUUUUAAUAAGGCUUUUAACGUAACAAUGUGGAAAAAGGGAAGGGGUCUGAGUACUUUCCGAAUGCACUAUAGGCUAGUGCUUUUUCUGUUUGUUAGACCUACUCAUUUUGUUGGCUGACAAAUUAGGCUAAAUGUGGACAGUUCUUCUAACGUCUUCAAUAUGCGCCUCGGAAUUCAAUAAAAGGGAAGCAUGCAGUUGCAUGCCUGAUGUAUCUGUCUUCACUUGUAGCCCACUUAUUAGCUGAGAUGCCUGUGAGAAGGGCAAGAUCACGUGACGGGCAUUGGCUAAUAAGAUUUUAGAUAUGAGAGAGCCAUGUGAGUGAAAGUGGCUUCGGGGGCACUGCAGCCGGGAGGAGGGAAUUAUAAUUAUUAUAUUCAGCCCAAGGGCACAAUGGCCACUUUGGCUGCAAAAGGCAUGGAUUUUUUUUAGAGGGCGUUAUGGU
Messenger RNA from Oncorhynchus keta (chum salmon), 7182 nucleotides. RefSeq names its product mitochondrial trans-2-enoyl-CoA reductase (gene mecr). Gene Ontology annotation, cellular component: mitochondrion. The record is from RefSeq and is a predicted model, not a curated record. Gene Ontology annotation, biological process: fatty acid metabolic process. Gene Ontology annotation, molecular function: trans-2-enoyl-CoA reductase (NADPH) activity. NCBI's taxonomy places the organism in Eukaryota, Metazoa, Chordata, Actinopteri, Salmoniformes, Salmonidae.